AUGUCUGCAGUGGCCUAUGCGAGUGCCAGUGGUGUUUCAAACCAAUCUAUUACUAACAAUACAGCGUUAAUUCAUCCUUAUCUAAAUUCGCCGCUUUAUGCUUCCUCAAUAACGAAUCACCAUAAUUAUUAUCCACAACAACAGCCACUACAACAUCAACCACCGUUACCAUUUUAUCCCACUCCAGCUGACUAUUCAUCAUCUACCUCUUCCGUGUCAUCAACAGCAUCAUCAAUCGAUUCACAACGAAAAUAUAAGAAAAAACAACAACAAAUUGUCGAAAAUAAACCUAAAACUUCCAUGAAACGAAAAUCAACAGGUACAUUAGAUGACGAAGAAGAUGAUGAUCUUCUCGACAAUAAUUGUUGUCUCGAUAUUCCAACACUAUCUCGUCGUUCAACAGCAAUAACUGGUGGGAUGAGCGGUGGUACGAGUAGCGGGGGUGGCGGCGGCGGAGAAGAAGAUAAAGAAAAGCAAGCGAGAGAAAACCACUGUGAAAUUGAACGGCGUCGUCGAGUUAAAAUGGCCACAUAUUUUGCUGAAUUAUGUGACAUGGUACCGUCAUGUUCAAAUUUAGCACGCAAACCAGAUAAAUUAACAAUUUUAAGAAUGGCCGCACAAUUUAUGAAGUCGUUACGUACAAAUUCACCAAGUACAAUUCAAUCACUUCAUCCUCAACAUCAUCUAAAUAAUGGACAACAACACGAUUUACAUAAACCAUCGUUUUUAAAUGAUCAAGAAUUAAAAUAUUUAAUGAUUGAAUCGUGUGAUGCAUUUUUAUUUGCAUUACAUUGUGACAAUGCACGUAUUAUUUAUGUUAGUGAUGCUAUACAAUAUAUUUUAUCGUAUACAUGUCAAGAAUGGUAUACACGUUUAUUUUAUGAUUUUAUUCAUCCAGAUGAUAUUGAAAAAGUACGAGAACAGUUAAAUUUACAACAACAAAAUGAUACAACAAAUGGAAAUUCUAGUGGUGGUGGAAGAGUAUUGGAUUUAAAAACAGGCACGGUUAAAAAAGACAUACAUUCGACUGGAGCACGAUUAGUUAGUUGCAAACGUUCAUUUAUUUGUCGUCUUCGUCUUGGUGGUAGCAAUUCAGUUGAUCCUCAUCAAGCAUCUUACGUCAUUAAUCCAUGCAUAUUACGACGACGCCAUCGUCCAUCAUUAGGACCAUCACAAGAUGGCCAUUUAUAUGAAGUUGUUCAUGUUAGUGGUUACAUAAGAAAUUUAAAUGGCGAAAGCAAUUCAACAUCGUUAUCUUCUUCUACAUCAACUGGAAAUUCUGGUUUUCCAGCCUUUGUAGCUAUUGCUCGUAUUCAAAAUUCAUGUUCACCAAAUAUAAAUGAUUUAAAUUCAACAAGUAACUGUAAUUUACAUACCGAAUUUACAUGCCGUUGUAAUCGUGAGACAGCUGAAAUAUUAUUUAUUGAUCAACGUUGUCAACAAAUAAUUGGUUAUAAACCUCAUGAAUUAUUGCACAAAUGUAUAUUUGAAUUAAUACAUCUAGAUGAUCGUUCAAAAAUACAAGAUUUAUUUAAACGAGCUAUUGCAUUAAAAAAUGUCCCAACACCCACAUCUGCGGCAACAUCAACAAUUUCAUGUCGAGUUCAAUUAUCGCCAGUUGUAAAUACGGCAGAUCCAUCAAACAGUGAUUAUAUCGUUUUAAAAUGUUCAACUUAUGCAUUUUGUAAUCCGUGUACAGAUGAAAUUGAAUUUGUUAUAUUCACUUUUACAUCAAAUAAACCGCUACUAUCCUUACCAUCCACAACAACGACUUCGGCUAUUGCUACGUCUGUAAUUGCUAAUCCAUUGAAUAUUUUAUCAAAUGGUAGUAGUAGUGAACCCCAAACACCGUAUUCAACAACAAAUUAUGAUUCAUAUUCAUCGACUAGGACUGGUCGAGGAGCAAUUGUUGUUAAUCCGACACGAUGGACGACAACAGCUACACCAUCUUCUGAUGGUUAUAAUGAUGUAACUUACAAUAAUCGUACAUACGCAAGUAACAAUGGUGGUGGAAUGUGGGCAGACACAACCAGUUGGACAAAUACAACACCCAGUGAUACAACAGAGCUUGAUAUGAUGCGUACACAUUAUGAGACACAAACAAAUGUGGGAACAAAUAACGUUGUUGUUACAUCAAAUACAUCUGACUAUGAUGUGAAUGCAUUACCAAUGAUGUAUCAGCCAUAUGAGCAAGUUUAA
Molecule: messenger RNA, 2199 nt
Organism: Didymodactylos carnosus
Lineage: Eukaryota; Metazoa; Rotifera; Eurotatoria; Philodinida; Philodinidae
Source: the annotation of a GenBank genome assembly